AUGGCGAAUUAUCGAAAAUUAAAAGUACAUGAAGUUGGAACAGAUACUUAUAUUGAUUAUGAAGCGAAUUAUCAACGAGUACCAUGCGCAUGUGCUUUUCAUCCAAAUCAUGAUUUAUGUGCAAUCAGUUAUGAUAAUGGUAAUAUUCGUCUUUACUCGACCUUUAAUGAUAUUCUUAAAUUAGUUAAAGAAUUUCAAUGUCAUUCACAAUGUAUAUUUGCUAUUGCUUGGAUAAGUGAUCGAUUAUUAUGUGCAACAUCAGGCGAUCAAACAACAGUAAUUUAUGAUAUUGAAACAGGUGAUGAAAUUGAUCUAUUACGUGGCCAUACAAUGAGUGUAAGAAGUGUAUGUAAAUUAUACUAUAGUACAAAUGUUCUAGCAACAGGUGGUCGAGAUUCUAUUAUUAAUAUUUAUGAUCGACGUUAUUCAAAAAAGCAAGGAGCUUUACAUCCAAUAAGUUCAAUUGCUUGUGCUCAUAUAAGUUCAACAGCAUUACAAAAAUCAGCACGAAAAGAUACACGUAGUGUAACAGCUGUAGAAUUUCAAGAUGAACAUAAUUUAUAUUCAUGUGCUUGUGCUGAUAGUGCACUUAAAGUUUGGGAUCUUCGUUAUACAUAUUCACGUUUAAAUACAAAUCAUAUACCUAAACCAAAACGUAUGUUUUGUGUACCAAUUGAUGAUGUUAAAUCAAUAAAUCGUCUUGCUGGUUUUUCUGAUAUGAAAAUGGAUUCAAAUCGAAUGAUACUUUUUGCUAAUUGUACAAAUAGUAAAAUAUAUCAAUUUGAUCUUCAUGAAGAUACUUAUUUAUCUUCAUCAAAAAUUCAAUCUUAUACAGGUCAUCGUGUUGGAUCAUUUAAUAUUAAAAUAGCUCUUAGUCCACAUGAUCAACUUUUAUUAACUGGUUCGAGUGAUUUUUAUUCAUAUAUUUAUCGAGUAAGUUAUUAUUUUAAAUAUAACAAAAACUAUCAAAUUCGAAUUAAAAUAAUAUGCUUAUUUAUUCGAAUACAAUAUAUUACGAAGAGAUAUACAAAAAUAAACCUAUCUGAAAGAACAAAAAACUGCUUUAUCUUCAUGAAUUAAUUAUAGAAAAAUUCCUAAGAAAUAAAGAUGAAACAGAAAGACACUACGCGAAAUUUGAAUCAUUGGUUUUUUUGUGGAACUUGAAAUGAUCUCUUAUUUGUGAUAAGAUCGUUUCUAACGUUCUUACAUCUCAUUUGAAUAUAUAGUACUAGUCAAAAAUAUAAGAUGAAUAUAUUUUAAAUUUUUCUCUACAAUAUCAAGUAUUGAAUAUCUAGUAAAAUUCUUUAUCAAAUAUAUUCCAUAUUGAAAUUUCAUAGAUAGACUAUGAGCGGAAGGCUCCUAAAAAACCGAACAUGAUCGAUUUCAACAGUAUCAUCUUGAAGAGUAUAAAAUCAAUGAGGAGUUGCUGCAUUUUCUACAACCUUCCGUUAAAAAGCUAUACGUAUUACAAAGCGAAAUUUAAAAUGGUAUUGCCCAAAAAACACAUUUUUUUGUGAUGCUUAUAACUUUUUAGUGGAAUGUCAUAGGAAAUGCAGCAAUUUCUUAUUUUAUUCAGAGUUUAAUGCUUUUUAAAAAUGAUACUUUUAAAAACUAUCAUGUUCGAUAUUUUUGAAAGCCUUCCUAGUACUUUACGUAGUGUCGUCAAUCCAUAUACAAUUCAGUUAUAAAAACAAUAAAUGUGAAAACCUCGGAUUUAAAUCCGAGUGUUAUGUGUACUUCAAAAAGUAAAAAGCAAUUUUUGUUUAAGUAUCUUUGCAAUAGGUGACUUAGCCUUCUUGUUCCUUAAUGUUUUAUAUACCAUUUUGUAGCCCGUGAAAUUCUCUAUCGAAUGAUGUAUAAUAGCUGAGCUUUUGUUUUAUUAUGAGAGAAAACGCUUUUUUGCGAUAACUCAGCAAUUUCUUUGCGAACCAUUCUCAUCUUCGAACUCGA
Messenger RNA from Rotaria sp. Silwood2, 1950 nucleotides. NCBI's taxonomy places the organism in Eukaryota, Metazoa, Rotifera, Eurotatoria, Philodinida, Philodinidae. The record is from the annotation of a GenBank genome assembly.